UCUCUCUCCCCGCCCGCCCCCAUGGAACCCGAGAUCCAGCGGCAGACCCCUGUAACGUCGCCGGAGAAGUCCCCUCCCGGGCCGGACGCCGCCGCGGUUCUCCCCGUCGACGCCAGACCAGCGCCGGCGGCGGGCACCCGGAAGACGCUGACCCUCAUCCCCCUCAUCUUCCUCAUCUACUUCGAGGUCGCCGGCGGCCCGUACGGGGAGGAGCCGGCGGUCCAGGCGGCCGGGCCGCUGCUGGCCCUGGUCGGGUUCCUGGUCUUCCCGUUCAUCUGGAGCAUCCCGGAGGCCCUCGUGACGGCCGAGCUCUCCACGGCGCUCCCCGGCAACGGGGGGUUCGUGCUGUGGGCGGAGCGGGCGUUCGGGCCCCUCUUCGGCUCCCUGAUGGGGACGUGGAAGUUCCUGAGCGGCGUGAUCAACGUGGCCGCCUUCCCGGUCCUCUGCAUAGACUACGUCAAGAAGCUGUUCCCGGUCUUCGAGUCCGGGUGGCCGCGGAACGUCGCAAUCGCGGUAUCCACACUGAUGCUGUCCUUCCUGAAUUACACCGGCCUGACGAUCGUGGGCUACACCGCCGUCGUGUUGGGCAUUGUUUCUCUGAUGCCCUUCCUCGUCAUGUCUUCAAUCGCGAUCCCAAAGAUUCGGCCUCACAGAUGGCUUAGCUUGGGACAGAAGGGAGUGAAGAAAGAUUGGAACUUGUACUUCAACACCCUCUUCUGGAACCUCAACUUCUGGGACAAUGUCAGCACCAUGGCAGGGGAAGUCGACAGGCCGCAGAAGACCUUCCCUGUGGCCCUCCUAGUGGCCGUGGUCUUCACCUGCGUGGCCUACCUGAUCCCGCUCUUCGCCGUGACCGGCUCCGUCUUGGUGGACCAGAGCCAGUGGGAGACCGGGUUCAUGGCUGACGCGGCAGAGAUCAUUGCCGGGAAGUGGCUCAAGGUAUGGCUCGAGAUCGGGGCGGUCCUGUCGGCGAUCGGGCUCUUCGAGGCCCAGCUCAGCAGCAGCGCGUUCCAGCUCCUGGGCAUGGCGGAUUUGGGGAUGCUGCCAAGGGUCUUCGCGGCCCGGUCCAAAUGGUUCGACACCCCCUGGUUGGGGAUCCUGUUGUCCACGGCCAUCUGCCUUGGGUUCUCCUACAUGAACUUCACCUCGAUCAUAUCUUCGGCCAACUUCCUGUACAGCCUGGGGAUGCUGCUGGAGUUUGCGUCCUUCCUAUGGCUGCGGAGGAAGAUGCCGGCGCUGAAGAGGCCGUACCGGGUCCCUCUAAGCCUGCCGUGGCUGGCGGUGCUGAGCCUGGUGCCGUGCGGGUUCUUGGUGGUGAUCAUGGUGUAUGCCACAAAGGUUGUGUACUUGGUGAGCGGGCUCAUGACUGUGGGCGGGAUCGGGUGGUUCUUCCUGAUGAGGUUCUGCAAGUCCAGGAAGAUACUCAAGUUCAGCAAUGGUGACAUUGGUGAGGUUCAUGAAGAGGAUUGAAUAGUUCAGACAAAUGCCAUUUAGAAUCAUAGAAGAAAUCUGGGUAAAUAGAAAAAGAUUUGUCUUAUUUAGCUGUAUCUCUCCUUCCUAGACAUGUUUCAAGAUCUCCAUGUUGUAAAUUCCACGGAUUCAUCCGGAAGCAAAUGAGGCUUGCCCUUUCAGGGACGGGAUUUUCCGGUUCGGAACCAGAUCCAGUUCACGAUUGUACCUCCACCAUUUCAAGGAGCCGGUUGCUUAUCGCGAUUUGGGU
This is a messenger RNA of Rhodamnia argentea, 1720 nucleotides long. Its product is annotated as probable polyamine transporter At3g13620. The record is from RefSeq and is a predicted model, not a curated record. The transcript is spliced from 2 exons. Gene Ontology annotation, molecular function: transmembrane transporter activity. The coding region runs from base 22 to 1470 and encodes 482 amino acids. Gene Ontology annotation, biological process: transmembrane transport. NCBI's taxonomy places the organism in Eukaryota, Viridiplantae, Streptophyta, Magnoliopsida, Myrtales, Myrtaceae. Gene Ontology annotation, cellular component: membrane.